AUGAGCGCCGAACCCUGGACCCCAAAGUCCUGGACAGCAAAGCCCAUCAAACAGGAUGUUGUCUAUGACGACGUAGAGGGCGUUCAAUCAGCGCUCCAGAAACUAGAGAAGCUUCCCCCGCUUGUUACUACUCAUGAGAUUGCCAGCCUGAAGAAGAGUUUGAAAAAUGUCGCUCUCGGCAAGGCUUUUGUUCUCCAAGGAGGGGACUGUGCGGAGCUAUUUGAUUAUUGUAACCAGGAUAUGAUCGAGGCGAAGGUCAAGCUUCUCCUCCAGAUGAGUCUUGUUUUGAUUUGGGGAGCAAAUAUGCCUGUCGUGCGUAUCGCACGCAUUGCAGGGCAAUUCGCCAAGCCCCGGUCAAGCCCUAUGGAAGUUAUCAAUGGCGUUGAAAUGCGUUCUUUUCGUGGAGACAACAUCAACGGCUUCGAUGCCACGCCUGAGUCCCGGCGUCCAGACCCGUCGCGCCUGGUAUCUGCCUACUUCCACUCCGCGGCGACUCUCAACUACCUCCGCGCCUCGCUCUCUUCAGGCCUAGCAGACCUACACUCCCCUCUCGACUGGGGUCUUGGGCACGUCAUUACACCGGCAAUCAAAGAAAAGUACGAGCGCAUCGUCACUAGAGUCAAGGAUGCCCUCCGCUUCAUGCAAACCGUCGGAAUCGACACCGACCGUGGCGUCGAAACAGUCGACGUCUACACCAGCCACGAGGGCCUCCUCCUCGAAUACGAAACAAGCCUUACCCGACUCCUCAGAGACCCCACGCCACCACCCCCAAGUUUCCAACCCACCGCAGCCGCUGCCUCACAACCACCAAAAAGCUUCUACGCCACAUCCUCGCACUUCCUCUGGAUCGGCGAUCGCACACGCCAACUCACUGGCGCCCAUGUCGAGUUCUUCCGCGGCAUCACCAACCCAAUCGGCAUUAAAAUCGGACCGUCAAUGGAUCCCAAAGACUUGAUCGCCCUUCUCAACACCGUCAACCCAGACCGCGAGAUCGGCAAAGUAACGCUCAUCUCUCGGUACGGGGCGCGGAACAUCGCCGCCCAUCUACCGGGUCAUAUUGCGGCCGUGAAAUCCUCCGGCCAUACACCCGUCUGGCAAUGCGAUCCUAUGCAUGGGAACACGCAGUCCACACCGACGGGCGUCAAGACGAGACACUUUGAGGAUAUCCUGUCGGAGCUGCGCCAGGCGCUAGAGAUUCAUCGCGCCAGUGGUAGUUUCCUGGGUGGCAUGCAUUUGGAACUUACUGGCGAGGCGGUUACCGAGUGUGUUGGUGGUGCUGGGGGGUUGACGGAGGAGGGGCUCGGAGAGAGGUACACGACGUUUUGUGAUCCGAGAUUGAAUGAGAAGCAGGCGCUGGAAUUGGCGUUUUUGGUUGCGGGCUUCUACAGGGAGAUGGACGGGGGAGAAGAAGUUAAUUCGAUAUAA
Molecule: messenger RNA, 1425 nt
Organism: Aspergillus puulaauensis
Lineage: Eukaryota; Fungi; Ascomycota; Eurotiomycetes; Eurotiales; Aspergillaceae
Product: 3-deoxy-7-phosphoheptulonate synthase class II
Exons: 6
Coding region: 1-1425 (474 amino acids)
Biological process (GO): aromatic amino acid biosynthetic process
Molecular function (GO): 3-deoxy-7-phosphoheptulonate synthase activity
Source: RefSeq, a predicted model, not a curated record